UUUCUGGACGUCGGCGAGCAGGUAGGAGCGGAGCGGGUCCGAAGUGCAGGGCACGACCGGGCUGGGAAUCAGCGCCAGCGGUGAUCGCACUGAGCCGCCUCGCUCGCAGCGUACCCGUGGGACCCGGGGACUCCGCUGCGAUAAUAAUUGAACGUUCACGGGAAUCUCAAACACAAUAUCAGCAAGUUCACAGCGGGGAGGUGCUGUCCAUCUGCUGUGGGUGUGGGAAGAGAUUUACUCGAUCACUCCAGCCGCUGGUGCGCCGGCCACUUCAGAGAGAGAGGGGCCAGACCUGCGUCCUUCAGUUCUCCCACUGGCUAUACGUUGGUGAGUUCACACUCGAGAAGGGGUCAUUCAUCUAUCAAUGUGCGCGCAGGGAUUCACACCGUUAACCGGCCUGAUGAUACACCCGCGCGUUCAGACCGGGGAGAGGCCGUUCAUCUGCUCCACGUGUGGGAAGGGAUUCAGUCAGUCGACUAACUUGCGGGCACACCAGCGCGUUCACACUGGGGAGAGACCGUUCACCUGCUCGUUGUGCGGGAAGGAAUACACUCAGUUGACCGGACUGAUGACGCACCAGCGGGUUCACACCGGGGAGCGGCCGUUCAUCUGCUCCGAGUGCGGGAAGAGAUUCAGUCAGCUGUCCCACUUGCAGGCGCACCAGCGAAUUCACACCGGGGAGAGGCCGUACACUUGCUCGGUGUGCGGGAAGAGAUUCAGUCAGUCAUCCAACUUGCGGGCGCACCAGCGCGUUCACACCGGGGAGAGACCGUUCGCCUGCUCGACGUGCGGAAAGCAAUACGCUCAGUUAACUGGAUUGAUGACACACCAGCGAGUCCACACCGGGGAGAGGCCGUUCAUCUGCUCUGAGUGCGGAGUGCGGUUCACUCGGUUGUCCCAAUUGAAGGGGCACCAGCGAGUCCACACCGGGGAGAAACCGUUCACCUGCGCGACCUGCGGGAAGGGGUUCGCUUGGUCAAACAACCUGGUGAUACACACGCGGAUUCACACCGGGGAGAGGCCAUACGUCUGCUCCGAGUGCGGGAAGGGGUUCACCCGGUCCUACGAGCUGCUCAUCCACCAGCGGGUUCACACCGGGGAGAGGCCGUUCAUCUGCUCGACGUGCGGGAGGGGGUUCAUCCACUCGUCCCAGCUGCGGGUGCACCAGCGAGUUCACUCCGCGGAGCGCCUGUUCCCCUGCUCGACGUGCGGGAAGGGGUUCCACCGAUCCACCGACCUGCUGAACCACCAGCGCAUUCACGCUGCGGAUGAAGACUGAACGUGCUGCAAACUGGCCGUUGCUCCCGAAAUCUAACGCAGAUUCACAGGAGCCGCGGGUGUCGCUGGGCGUUGGAUUUCCACGAUGCUGCUGAUGAGACGUGAGACUGAAACCUGGCACUGGGCAGAAGUGGGUGUCUUUUGCUGAUGUACAUAAUCUGUUUAAAUUUUAGCCCUGUUAAUGUUCUGGAUCUGUGAUUAAAAUAAAAACAGUUCUGUCUGAAA
This is a messenger RNA of Hypanus sabinus (Atlantic stingray), 1503 nucleotides long. Its product is annotated as gastrula zinc finger protein XlCGF7.1-like. Gene Ontology annotation, biological process: regulation of transcription by RNA polymerase II. The coding region runs from base 365 to 1279 and encodes 304 amino acids. The transcript has 2 exons. Gene Ontology annotation, molecular function: DNA-binding transcription factor activity; RNA polymerase II cis-regulatory region sequence-specific DNA binding. Lineage: Eukaryota; Metazoa; Chordata; Chondrichthyes; Myliobatiformes; Dasyatidae. The record is from RefSeq and is a predicted model, not a curated record.